AUGCCGGAAAGAGCCGAAAAAGUGUUGAUUAUUCUGGCGGGGAUUCGGGGAGCGAGUCGGCUCUCCCCGAAAACUCCCCCAACCUUACGACGGAAACCUCGGGGGUCUCAGACUAUUCGUUCACCACCCUCCACAUCACCACCAAACCCACAGUAUCUGAUCAGGAUGUUUCCAGAAAGAAACUUCGCGGGCCAUAGUAAUGGAUUCGGGAUGGCGCAUAAGGAUUCUGAGCGUUGGGGAAACGAUGUGCGAAGGAGAGAGGAUGAAAAUUUUCGUAACUUUCCUAGCCGCCGCCCUAGACGUUCACUUUCUCGAUCGCGAUCGCCUCGGAGGAUGCGCCGCUCAAAAUCAAGAAGUCGCUCACCUCGGCCCGAUCGUCGCUCGUCUCCUGGUCGAUACCGACAUGAUCGAGACAGGGAUGAUGUCAGUCCGAAAUAUGCGUAUUCUAACGGUCGCCCCGGUGGCUUCAGCUCCCGAGGACGGGGUCAUUUUGAAGAUUCCGGAAGACGUGCCACUGGUCGCGAGAUGGCUGCCCUCGAAGCCAGCAAACGGAGUGUCAAAGAGAAUCGCGUUUACGUAGGCAAUUUGGCCUUUUCGGUUAAAUGGAGUGAUCUAAAGGAUUUCAUGCGUGAGGGUGGUGUUGUGAAGAUGGUGGUGGCAAAGGGCGCCUCGUGA
Messenger RNA from Puccinia graminis f. sp. tritici CRL 75-36-700-3, 675 nucleotides. RefSeq lists its product as uncharacterized. Lineage: Eukaryota; Fungi; Basidiomycota; Pucciniomycetes; Pucciniales; Pucciniaceae. Bases 1 to 675 code for a protein of 224 amino acids. Gene Ontology annotation, molecular function: nucleic acid binding. The record is from RefSeq and is a predicted model, not a curated record. The transcript is spliced from 8 exons.